CUGAGCGCGGGAUUUAGAAGGCGCGAAGAGUUGGGGAGCGCCGGGCUGGGGAGAUAGACGCAAUUUAGUUCCCGCGCGGUGGACGGAGGGGCGCGUCAAUCAAAGGCGGUGGGAGCCUGUUGGCCCGCUCGGAGGUAGAGGAAAGGUGCGGGACGAAGUUGCUUUUGCGGCUGUGCACAAAAUCGAAAAAGAGCUCUUUGCCAGAUAGCGUGGUUUCUCCUCUAUUAUAUUGCCUCAGAUUCAUAGACUGACCAGUUGAGAUGGGAAUCCACGGUUUGGCUAAGCUGAUUGCAGAUAUGGCUCCUGCUGCCAUUCGAGAAAAUGACAUCAAGAGUUAUUUUGGGCGGAAAGUGGCCAUUGAUGCCUCUAUGAGUAUUUACCAGUUCCUAAUUGCUGUAAGACAGGGAGCUGAUAUGCUGCAGAAUGAAGAAGGUGAGACCACAAGCCACCUGAUGGGUAUGUUCUACCGCACUAUCCGCAUGAUGGAAAAUGGCAUCAAGCCUGUCUAUGUCUUUGAUGGCAAACCCCCCCAGCUGAAAUCAGGUGAAUUGGCUAAGCGUACUGAGCGCCGGACUGAAGCAGAAAAGCAGCUGCAAGAGGCCAAAGAGAUGGGUGAGGAAGAAAAUAUAGAAAAGUUCAGCAAGAGACUAGUUAAAGUGACUAAACAGCACAACGAUGAAUGUAAAAAACUGCUGACUUUGAUGGGCAUCCCAUAUGUAGAUGCCCCUGGUGAAGCUGAAGCUAGCUGUGCUGCGCUAGUGAAAGGAAACAAGGUCUACGCAGCUGCCACUGAGGAUAUGGAUUGCUUGACCUUUGGCAGCCCUGUGCUAAUGCGGCAUCUUACAGCGAGUGAGGCAAAGAAACUGCCCAUUCAGGAAUUUCAUCUAAACCGUAUUCUCCAGGAUAUGAGCUUGAGCCAGAAAGAAUUUGUGGACUUGUGUAUAUUACUAGGUUGUGAUUACUGCGAAAGCAUCCGUGGAAUUGGACCCAAACGUGCAGUGGAACUCAUCAGGCAGCACAAAAACAUAGAGAAGAUUAUUCAGCAACUAGAUGCUAAGAAGUAUCCUGUGCCUGAGAACUGGCUGCACAAGGAGGCCCAAAAACUCUUCUUGGAGCCUGAAGUUGUAAACCCAGAAGAGGUGGAGCUAAAGUGGAAUGAGCCUGAUGAGGAAGGACUGGUUAGCUUCAUGUGUGAGGAGAAGCAAUUCAAUGAAGAAAGAAUUCGUAAUGGGAUCAAGAGACUGAACAAGAGUCGACAGGGAAGCACUCAGGGCCGGCUGGAUGAUUUUUUCAAAGUGACCGGCUCAAUUACCUCAGCUAAGCGUAAGGAGUCAGAGCCUAAGGGAUCGGCCAAAAAGAAGGCCAAGAGUAGUGGUUCAGCAACAUCAAAAUUUAAGAAAGGGAAAUAAAGUUCUAGAACAGUGCUAAGUCUUCAACACUCCACUUUUCCUUGGACAAAAUAUAUUAAGCAGCAAAUCCAGGCUUUCUUCUGUGACAUACAGUUGAUUUACAAUACUCAAAAAGUGAAAGAAUUGUUGGUUGCCUAUUAACAAAAACAAUACUGCUGCAUUCAGAAGGUGUUUGGAAUCUUUGGUCUCCAAAGUUUCUUGUUGAGAGCUACUGUCGCCUUGAGUAUUAUGAAAUCUCAGUCAUGCCACGUAUGGUGUUUAAUCUAUUAUUGUUAACGAUAAUGUGAUGAAAUGACUUAAUUUUGAGUUGCAGAUUUCAAUCAGUAUUGGCAACCUGCUAAAUGUGCAUAGAUACUAAAAUAAAUUUUAUAAGAUUGCAAUACAGUGUUUACUGGAAAUAUCUGUGGUGUUCAGAAAUGAACUGUUACAGCUGCUAUUCAAUAAUCUGUUCACUAAAACACAUGUCAGAUGGGAUAGCUGUAGAGGUGAUACAUUAGCUUCUCAUUCAGCCUUGUUUAUAACUUAUCUUUGGCCAAAAAGGACUUUUAUCUUCAAUGACAACAAUUGCUUAGAAAGUUGGCCAUAUCUGAGGAUUAGAAAGUAAUAGUAGUUGAAAACUGGCAGUAAUGAUAACUUGGCAGUGGGUAAAAAAACUUCAAAGGAAGUCAGAAUCUUAAGAGAGUUUCAUGUAUACUUUACAGUACAAUUGAAAUUUUCAUACUGGUCUUGGCAUUUGAUUUAUAACAUUUAACCCUGCAUGGGUUAAAAAUAAGCCAUUUUAAUUUUUUCAAAUGUAUAUAAUAAAUCUCCAUUUUCAUUACUACAUCUUGCUUUAUAUUAUGCUUAAACAAAUGGCUCUUGCUUUAUAUUAUGCUUAAACAAAUGGCUCUGUUACUUUAACACAGGAAUGUCAAACUCGUGACGUAUCGCGACUUUUUUCCCAUUGCUGACAAUACGGUGGGCGUAGUUUCGGCGAGGCGCAUCUGGCCUGCUAGCUGGCAGUUUAACAUACCUGCUUUAACAAAUCUUUUUAAACAUUCAUGAGAGAUGCCUACUUACGAUUCAAGAAGAAAAUUGUGAGUUUACAUUUCUCUGGAUGGAAAAGGAGCUUGGGUUGAAUUCAGAUAAAAAUUAGAAAUAAGGAUUUCAGGAUUAGAUAUUAGUUAAAAUAAAUUAGGAUUUAUUGUACAAUGUCAAGACAUAGUUUUAAAUUGAAUCUUGCCACUAAAAGAAUUGUUUGCAUGGUUGUAUGCAGGCAUUAAAGCACAAUGAGGCAAAAGAAAUUCUAUAUUAAUAGAAUGCAUGAAAUGUAAAAUAUUUUGUUUCAAAUCCAAUAAAAACAUAUUUCAGAUGUG
Messenger RNA from Crotalus tigris (Tiger rattlesnake), 2764 nucleotides. RefSeq names its product flap structure-specific endonuclease 1 (gene FEN1). Gene Ontology annotation, cellular component: nucleus. Bases 261 to 1409 code for a protein of 382 amino acids. Gene Ontology annotation, molecular function: DNA binding; magnesium ion binding; 5'-3' exonuclease activity. The record is from RefSeq and is a predicted model, not a curated record. The transcript is spliced from 2 exons. NCBI's taxonomy places the organism in Eukaryota, Metazoa, Chordata, Lepidosauria, Squamata, Viperidae.